Bactrocera dorsalis (oriental fruit fly) is the source of this 5957-nucleotide messenger RNA. RefSeq names its product 5-hydroxytryptamine receptor 1 (gene 5-HT7). Lineage: Eukaryota; Metazoa; Arthropoda; Insecta; Diptera; Tephritidae. The record is from RefSeq and is a predicted model, not a curated record. Gene Ontology annotation, biological process: adenylate cyclase-activating adrenergic receptor signaling pathway. Gene Ontology annotation, molecular function: G protein-coupled amine receptor activity. The transcript is spliced from 3 exons. Gene Ontology annotation, cellular component: membrane. The coding region runs from base 1730 to 3670 and encodes 646 amino acids.
AAAUGUAAUAAAAACAGAAAAAAAAGAAAAAAACAAUAGCUUCGUUAGCACCGAAGCUUACCGUUUUGUAUGGUAGCUAUAUACUAUAUUGUUCUGAUCUACACAAUUUGUUUGGAUAUUGUAGCGUCGCCUUGGAUAAUAAUUAAUGCCAAAUUUUGUAAAGAAAUAUUUUCAGAUAAAAAGGAAUUUGAUUCCGAUUGUUCAGUUUGUAUGCCUGUUUUACGUUAUUGUGGUCUGAUAUCUGCGGUUUCAACAAAAGAGCAGCUUCUUGCGGAGAAAAAUAAAUACCUAUGCAAAAUUUCAGAGAGAUUUCUCAAAAACUGAUGGACUAGUUCGAGAGGAACAUGACAAAAUCAACUCAGCUCAUCACGCUCAUCAAUUAUAUAUGUAUGUACAUAUGUAUGCAGUGCUUUACGAAUCAAACAAGGUGCCGGUUGCGUGACAUAACCUGUAUUCUAAGGACCCCCUACCAUGAAAAUUAAACAAAAAAAUAAAAAAAUAAAAAAAUUAGUGGCACAUUAACCGUACUUCUUCAAUUUUCAUUACCAAAGUUUUUGCCUUCACAAGCCACUGCAUCGGUCUUAAUGUCGCGACGGCUCUUCAACAUGAAAAGAUUGAUGACUACUCAUGGCGAUACAUAGUAUGUGUGCAUACAACUAGAAUUGAUGAGGAGCAAAUAAGUUGAAUUUACGCUGUUGGCGGUUAGAUGCUACCGAAGCAACUGGACAAUCAUCACAUAGUUUCAACAAUCCAUCUAUGACAGAUGAAGUAGACAAAUCGAACGGUUUCACUUCAACAAAACAAUCCCCAUGGAAUAGCUUUGCUAAAUUUAGACACGUGAACAAAUUGAUGGAUAGCAAAUCCCCGAUGAGACAUAUAUCCCACGAAAUUCUGAGACUAACAAGUUGUACUACAACAAGAUUAAUUGCAACGAAACCCAGUUCGGAGAUGCCGGUGAUUAAGUGCCAUAAAUGAAAUGGUACGAGCAACAAAUGAGAUGACCGAGAAACUAACAAAAAUUCUUGAAGGUGAAGAAAACAUAAUACGAACUUGAUAAAAAAAAAGUCAAAUUGCACAAGAACACACUAAAUAAAGCGGCGAGCCAGACUAAAUUGAUUGAGAUGUGAGGCUUCCUCAUUAUACUAUGAAAAUAAGCGCGCAAACUGUGUAAACGCCACAAUUAUGAUUAAUGACAAACAGAUUAGGCGCAACUAAUUCAGACGAUAAAACGAAAAUUAAGCGAAACAAAAGCGGAGAAAAACGUAAACGAGAAAAUUAUCAGCAACCACUUGGGCUUAGUGUGGAGCGCGCGCAUGAAGCAUGAAUCGACACAAAGUCACAGAAGCCACAAAGCAAUUGCGAGCAAAAUCCCGGGAGUAAGCGGGAGAUAAAUGGAUUUACGGAAUUUGCCGCGUCAACUGAAAGCGCGGGCGUUGAAAGCACUAAAGCCUGCGCGCCACAUAUACUUCCACGCAAAACACGAGCAAAAGCUGCUGGCAGACUAAGGCGACGUUGCACGCUUUGGUCUUAAAACAAAAAAACAAAAAAUAAUUUGGUAAUUAACUAGUCAAGUUAGAGUUAGCACGUAAAAAGUUUAAUUUGAGUUUUAAGCGAGUUUUCCUAAAAUUUUCCACAAUCCAUUUCUUUCUAAUUUUCGCCUACUCGUACUCACACUCACUCAUACAAAAAUUUUCAUUUGAAUACUCAUACAACCCUAUUUAUAUUUUAUAUGGCUUCAUACAUGCAGUCGGACGUCCAACAACUACAACAACAACACAAUUGCGAAACAAAUACACCUACAAAACAUAAAUACAACACAUGCACGCUGCCAAAGCGCUUUGCGCUUAGCCGUCACCCAAACAAAACCACCACAAAUAAUAGCAACAACAGCAACAUACGCAAUAAAUUGUUACUACGCGCGCAGCCCAGCCCGCGAGCACUGCGCCACACGCUACAUGCCACCGUCCUUCUACUGCUCACACUACCGCUUAGCAAUUGGCUAGCGCAGGCUUCAGCUGCCGCCACUGUCACCGCUACACAAGUGCGCCACCGCACGCUGCCCAACAGCAAGCCCACAAAUCCAGCGUUGAGCGUCGGCGCCGGCAUUGCGUACAACGCGCCUGCCGCAGCGCCAUCAGUGAGCGUUAGCGCUGAUGAGUUCAAUAGCAGCGCAUUUAGUACGAACUUAAUUUCAAUAGCCGAUGUUAUCAGUCUCACGUCAACGUUGUCGAACGUUAGCGGCAGUGGCGCGCUGAACGGCAGCAAUCAAAAUGCAAACAGUAUUAAUGCGAGUUAUGCGGGCGCUGGUAGCGGUAGCGGAGGCGGUGCAAGCGCCGCACUCAUCACAACCAGCAGCAUUUGGGAUCCCAUGGUUGGCGCACACCCCACCGACGUUAGCGCCGCCGCAACAUCACCGUCGGAGCAGGGAUCGAACGAAGACGAGUUCGGCGGCGAAAUUGAGCUGCCGCCAUGGCAAGCGAUUAUUGUCAGCAUUGUGCUGUUGCUCAUCAUUAUCGGCACUGUAAUUGGCAAUGUGCUGGUCUGCAUUGCCGUCUGCAUGGUGCGUAAGCUGCGGCGCCCCUGCAACUAUCUGCUCGUCUCGCUGGCGCUUUCUGAUCUGUGUGUCGCGCUGCUGGUGAUGCCGAUGGCUAUGCUAUAUGAGGUGUUGGACAAGUGGAAUUUUGGUCCCAUACUGUGCGACAUAUGGGUGUCGUUUGAUGUACUCUGCUGCACUGCCUCCAUAUUGAAUUUGUGCGCCAUCUCGGUGGAUCGCUACCUGGCCAUCACCAAACCGCUAGAGUAUGGCGUCAAGCGUACACCGCGUCGCAUGAUGGCCUGCGUUGCGCUGGUAUGGUUGGUGGCGGCAAGUAUUUCGCUGCCGCCACUGCUCAUACUGGGCAACGAGCAUGUGGACGAGCACGGCACACCCAUCUGUAUUGUCUGUCAGAAUUUUGCAUAUCAAAUUUAUGCAACACUCGGUUCCUUUUACAUACCGCUCUCUGUGAUGCUCUUUGUGUACUAUCAAAUAUUCCGCGCCGCCAGGCGUAUAGUGCUCGAGGAGAAGCGCGCACAAACACAUUUGCAGCAUGCGCUCAACGGCACCGGCUCACCGCCCGGUAAUACAGACUUAACUGUGAUGGGUAGCGGCAAUGGACAGCGCCACAGCAGCUAUGGCAACACCUCGCUCACAUACUCCACUUGCGGCGGUCUGAGUGCGCAUCACACUAGCGGCAGUGGCGGCGCUGUGAGUGGCACUAGCGGCCUGCUCGGUUCACCGCAUCAAAAGAAGCUGCGUUUCCAAUUAGCCAAAGAGAAGAAAGCUUCCACUACGUUGGGCAUAAUUAUGUCGGCGUUCACCAUUUGCUGGCUUCCAUUCUUUAUACUCGCACUGAUACGUCCCUUUGUCGAAUCGGAAACGGUGCAUGUGCCGCCCUCGCUCGCUUCACUCUUCCUCUGGUUGGGCUAUGCCAACUCAUUGCUCAAUCCCAUCAUUUAUGCCACACUGAAUAGGGAUUUCCGCAAACCCUUCCAGGAGAUACUCUAUUUCCGUUGCUCGAGUCUCAAUACAAUGAUGCGUGAAAACUACUACCAGGAUCAGUAUGGCGAGCCGCCGUCACAGCGUGUGAUGUUGGGCGAUGAACGGCAUGGCGCGCGGGAGAGUUUCCUCUGAAAUUAGGCUGUCUAAGCGCGGCAUGUGUGUGGGCAAGUGUAAGCGUGUGGCGUAGGUAGGCGUGUAGCCACUAGACUCUACUAUUUUGACUAAUUUAAGACUAAGUAUGUUUUUUGUUUUUCGUGUGUGUGCGUGUGUCUGUGUAUUUGUAGGUGUAUUUGUAUUCUCAGUGUUUCAAAGCGUUUUAAAGCAAUUGCAAGCGUUUCAAAGUGACAACUCAAAUGUAACAUAAAUGAGGCAUAUACUUUAUUGUAUAAAUUAACAAAAACAUUAUAAAAAAUUAACAACAGCAAAAACAAAAACGCUGAAAAAUUCAAAAAUAAAUGUAGCCAUAAAGAAGUAAGCGGGAGUGGUGGGACUAGUGUACUAGUUAGAGCGCAAAAAGUUACUAAAAGUAGUCACAAUACAAAUGUGUAAAUAUAUAUGUACAAUUAUAGAUGUGUUUAAGCAGCUGCUCUAUAUUGAACUGAAGUAAACUAAAUUAGCGUACACUUAAGCUCACCUACUACUAGGUACUAAUGUUGUAAAAAAUGCAAAUAAAGUUAAUAAAAAUGUAUGUGUGUAUAUGAAAAACAAAAGUGACACUGCAAGUGCAACUACAAUUAUCUGUGGGUAAUUCUAAUGAAUGUUAGUCAAUAAGUACUAAUUCCUAGUUUUAAGACAACAAAACCAACUUACUAACUUGUGUUUAUACUUUUUCGUAACUGUCAAGUGCUGGAUACAUAAAUACAAUCAAAAGAAACUGAAAUUUGAAAAUGUAGUACAAGUCAUCAGAUACAUUCAAUUACAUACAACUACAUGCAUACAUACAUAUAUAACGGGUGAUUUUUUUGAGGUUAGGAUUUUCAUGCAUUAGUAUUUGACAGAUCACGUGGGAUUUCAGACAUGGUGUCAAAGAGAAAGAUGCUCAGUAUGCUUUGACAUUUCAUCAUGAAUAGACUUACUAACGAGCAACGCUUGCAAAUCAUUGAAUUUUAUUACCAAAAUCAGUGUUCGGUUCGAAAUGUGUUUAUCGACAAAUUUUGUUCAGCGAUGAGGCUCAUUUCUGGUUGAAUUUCUACGUAAAUAAGCAAAAUUGCCGCAUUUGGGGUGAAGAGCAACCAGAAGCCGUUCAAGAACUGCCCAUGCAUCCCGAAAAAUGCACUGUUUGGUGUGGUUUGUACGCUGGUGGAAUCAUUGGACCGUAUUUUUUCAAAGAUGCUGUUGGACGCAACGUUACGGUGAAUGGCGAUCGCUAUCGUUCGAUGCUAACAAACUUUUUGUUGCCAAAAAUGGAAGAACUGAACUUGGUUGACAUGUGGUUUCAACAAGAUGGCGCUACAUGCCACACAGCUCGCGAUUCUAUGGCCAUUUUGAGGGAAAACUUCGGACAACAAUUCAUCUCAAGAAAUGGACCCGUAAGUUGGCCACCAAGAUCAUGCGAUUUAACGCCUUUAGACUAUUUUUUGUGGGGCUACGUCAAGUCUAAAGUCUACAGAAAUAAGCCAGCAACUAUUCCAGCUUUGGAAGACAACAUUUCCGAAGAAAUUCGGGCUAUUCCGGCCGAAAUGCUCGAAAAAGUUGCCCAAAAUUGGACUUUCCGAAUGGACCACCUAAGACGCAGCCGCGGUCAACAUUUAAAUGAAAUUAUCUUUAAAAAGUAAAUGUCAUGAACCAAUCUAACGUUUCAAAUAAAGAACCGAUGAGAUUUUGCAAAUUUUAUGCGUUUUUUUUUUAAAAAAAGUUAUCAAGCUCUUAAAAAAUCACCCUUUACAUACUAAUACAGAACUUUGCAACUGCGAAGUAAAAAGGCAAAAAACAUAACACUUUGAAGCAACGGAAUUACGACUGCAACAAUUUUGUUUGAAAUUUUUAUUCUUCUUCUUUCUUGCCAUUAACACGACUCUCUCAAUUCUCAACAAGGCAUUGCUAAUCUCAAUCUUGCAAUAUAACGUUUGCAAAUUAGUUCAAUAAUUGGGGAACAAAUCAGAAUAUUUUUUGUUUGAGCCAGCGAAAAUUUUAAAAUUCCGAAUAAAAUAUUUGCUCUUAUCGCAUUGCUACUGUAAUUUACUAUCAAAAAGCUUACAAAGUAUGUAAUAUUCCGAAAUCUGAUGCGAUUCUAACCUAGUGAUAUGUUGAGGCAGUAAGGUGAUUUCAGAAAUAGAGCAAAUCUCUUGAAAGAAACAUUUUUAGUUACUUUAAGCUCAGAGUUCUCCCCAUAAAAGCUAAAGAAAAGAGGAGUCUAUCUAUCUCCUUCUCUGUCUAUUACUCUCACUCACUCUCUUUUUUCACUUUGGAUGUGGUUCUC